Cydia strobilella is the source of this 1912-nucleotide messenger RNA. Its product is annotated as organic cation transporter protein-like. The record is from RefSeq and is a predicted model, not a curated record. Gene Ontology annotation, biological process: transmembrane transport. Lineage: Eukaryota; Metazoa; Arthropoda; Insecta; Lepidoptera; Tortricidae. Gene Ontology annotation, molecular function: transmembrane transporter activity. Gene Ontology annotation, cellular component: membrane. The transcript is spliced from 7 exons. The coding region runs from base 50 to 1909 and encodes 619 amino acids.
CUUACCGCCAUUGCAGUAAAGUCCGCAGGUGCGGGCGCACCGUUCAACCAUGAAUGGAGUGACAGUUGGUCCAGGUCCGGGACCUGAUAGCGAAGGUUCACCAGGAGUGGGCCAUGGGAGGCCGGAAGGGCCAUCAAAUGGCCCAGAGCCUCACAAAGGUCCUGCAGGCCCACCAGGUCCUGAAGGUCCACCAGGUCCAGGCAGGCCAGGUUUCCCUGGCCCCCCGAUAGCCGUUCCAGGGCUAGAUUUCAAAAACCCAGAUGGACCGGAUUCCGGCAGGCCCAGUCGCCCUGACCCUCCAGUAAUAGACCUGGAUUGGGUGUUGGUCAACGAAUUGGGACAGUUCGGGAGGUUCCAGUUGUACAAUCUUCUGCUCGUCUCCAUCCCUAUCAUCAUGUCUGCGUUCAUGAGCGAGUACAUUUUCUCGGCCGCUGCAGUGCCACACAGAUGCGUGAUACCAGAAUGCGGUGAGAUCCCUGGCGCAGAACACGAGUACAGUCCAAAUUGGAUCCUGAACGCGAUACCGGCUGAUGGCAACGGAAACCCUCAGAGUUGCGAGCGCUACGUACCCUUAAGUGGAAGUGGCACUCCGCAAUCCUGCCCCGCUAAUAUCUUUAACCAGGGUGCUACUCAGGAAUGCGAUGGUUUUGUGUACGAUAGAACUAACUCUGUUGUGUAUGAUUUUGACCUGGGCUGCAACGAAUGGCUACGAGCACUGGCCGGUACCCUCAGCAGCGUGGGCACCCUUCUAGUCCUUCCCAUCACCGGCUUCGUGUCCGACAAGUACGGCAGACGUGUGGCCCUCGUCAUCAGCGUGUUUAACCUGGCCCUGUUCGGUCUUAUCAGAGCCUUCUCCGUCAACUACCCCAUGUAUCUCGCCUUUCAAGUGCUGCAGACUACUCUUGGUGCUGGCACGUUCAGUUCUUCUUAUAUCUUUGCUGCUGAACUGGUGGGUCCCAAAUACCGAGUAAUAACAAGCGCAACUUGCUCCUCCAUGUUCGCCGUCGGCCAGGUCAUCCUUGGCGGCGUAGCCUGGCUGGUCCAGCCCUGGCGUUACAUGAUCCUGGUCCUCCACAUCCCCUGCUUCCUCAUCAUCGCCUACUACUGGGUGCUGAAAGAGAGCGUGAGGUGGCUGCUCGCUAAAGAGAAGUUUGUGGAAGCUAAAGAGGUUCUAGAAAGGGUUUCAAAUGUGAACAGGAAGGAGAUUAGCGAGAAAUCUAUGCAGGCGUUGUUAACGCCCGCGCCUGUGGACGAAAAUAAGACCGAUAGCUCCGAUGGUCUCCUCAAGACGAUCGUCAAGUCCCGUAUUCUCCUUCGACGGGUCCUGACUACUCCCAUCUGGUGGAUCACCACCACCUUCGUGUACUAUGGCCUAUCCAUCAACUCCACCGGUCUCGCCGGCAAUAUGUACCUCAACUAUAUUCUCGUCUGCGCCAUCGAGAUUCCUGGCUUCUACACUGCUGCGUUGGUGUUGAAUCGCGUUGGAAGGAAGAUUACGCUCAGUUGCGGUUUCUUCCUGGCUGCCGCUUGCAAUAUUAUCUUCGCUUUCAUUGACAAUAAUGAACUAGCGACCUUCAGCCUGAUCCUCUUCCUGGUGGGCAAGUUCGGUAUCUCCGUGGUGUUCACGUCGCUGUACCUGUUCACGUCAGAGCUCUAUCCCACGCAGUUCCGUCACACGCUGCUCGCGUUCUCAUCUAUGAUUGGUCGCGUUGGUUCGAUCACGGCGCCGCUCACGCCUGCUCUGAUGGAGUACUGGGAGGGCAUCCCAUCCCUGAUGUUUGGGACCAUGGGCGUGAUCUCGGGCCUGCUCGUGCUCACGCAGCCCGAGACCCUGGGCACGAAGAUGCCCGACACCCUGGCGGAGGCCGAGGCCCUCGGACAGGCGCCCAAGGUCAAGCAGGCCAGCUGAUUC